This is a messenger RNA of Exophiala viscosa, 1374 nucleotides long. RefSeq names its product homoserine O-acetyltransferase. The transcript is spliced from 2 exons. NCBI's taxonomy places the organism in Eukaryota, Fungi, Ascomycota, Eurotiomycetes, Chaetothyriales, Herpotrichiellaceae. Gene Ontology annotation, molecular function: homoserine O-acetyltransferase activity. Gene Ontology annotation, biological process: L-homoserine metabolic process. The coding region runs from base 1 to 1374 and encodes 457 amino acids. The record is from RefSeq and is a predicted model, not a curated record.
AUGGCUGUUGACCUCAAUGCUCAGCCGGCGAACAACUAUAACUACUAUGCAAAACUUGUGCGAAAUCUCAAAGUGGCUGUCGUCCCAGACUUCACGCUCGAAUCCGGCCAACAACUCCUUGAAGUUCCGGUAGCUUACAGCAGUUGGGGCACACUGAACAAAGAGGCAAACAACGCCCUGAUCAUCUGCCAUGCUCUCACUGGGAGCUCCGAUCUUCAAGACUGGUGGAAGCCCCUGCUUGGCCCAGGGAAGGCAUUCGACCCAACCCGCUUCUUCGUCGUCUGCUUCAACCUACUCGGAUCACCCUACGGGUCCGCUUCUCCACUGACACCCCAUCCGCUCACGGGGAAGCCCUACGGACCUGCUUUCCCUCAAACAUCGCUCAGAGAUGAUGUGCGGAUACAGAAAAUAGUUCUCGAUGCGCUCGGCGUGCUCCAAGUGGCUGCCGUGGUUGGAGGGUCUAUGGGAGGACAACUCGCACUCGAGUGGCCUUUGUGCACACCUCCAGGCUACGUGAAAACAAUCAUACCCAUAGCAACCUCAGCCUACCAAGGCGCAUGGUGCAUAUCAUGGAACGAGUCUCAGAUCCGUUGCGUUCAAGCAGAUGCGCGGUUUCAAGGUGGCAAUUAUGAUCCUGAACCCGAGGGCCAGCCCAUCCAGGGACUGGGUGCAGCGCGAAUGAUCGGAAUGCUCACAUAUCGAUCAUGCACGUCUUUCGAGGCGCGAUUCAGUAGACGUCGAUCUGAUUCGAUGUUCCCAAGUAAGUCAGCAGCGGUCCCGGAUCAGACGCCACCCACUCCGCCUGCGUCUGAUGCAGGUGACGAUGCUUCUGAAGGCGCAGAGCUGAAACCAAUUGGUACUCCAGCCACAGUCACCCCCAUUCUUCCAUUGUACACCGCGCAGAGCUACCUACAGUAUCAAGCCGACAAGUUUCUGAGGCGCUUCGAUGCCAACUGCUACAUUCACCUCCUUAGGAAGAUGGAUACCCACGAUAUCACGCGCGACCGAACGAAUACUGCGCUAACACCAAAUGAGUCGCAGCCCGACCUCAAUAGCCUCGCCCAUAUUCUGCGCACUUAUCUGACACCCGCGCUCGUUGUCAGUAUAGGUUCUGAUAUGUUGUUCCCACCGGACCAGCAAGACCUUCUGGCAGCACAUCUCCCACACGCCCAGCUAGUCAAGCUGCAGUCCUUGGAUGGGCAUGAUGGGUUCCUCCUAGAGCUAGAAAGUAUGGAUGAGCUGGUUCGGUCAUUUCUUCAGCAGCAUAAUCCUGCUGCGUUUGCUGCGGCUCCUAUUCACACCACACGAGAAGGGUCUCUGGGGGAAAGCAGCCUUGACAGCGUCUUUGGCGAGGUAGAUUCUCAUUUUCAAUAG